Molecule: messenger RNA, 3706 nt
Organism: Chelonia mydas (Green sea turtle)
Lineage: Eukaryota; Metazoa; Chordata; Testudines; Cheloniidae
Gene: ARL10
Product: ADP ribosylation factor like GTPase 10
Exons: 4
Coding region: 838-1512 (224 amino acids)
Molecular function (GO): GTPase activity; GTP binding
Source: RefSeq, a predicted model, not a curated record
ACUUGUCAGACCCGGGCUCCGUCUCCUCCCGCAUCCGGGCUCCGCCCGGGGCCAGCAAACGCUGCGCAGAAGCGGCCACAACGCGCGCAGGAAGCAGCGAGGCUCGGGCCCCGCGUAAGGGCGGAUCCUGCCCAGCCGGUCCGCUCGUGGCUGGCUCGCCGGCGGCGCUGGGAGCAGAGCAAACGCGGCUGUCCGGGCGGCUGGGACUCCCGCUGUUUAACCGAGGGCCUGGGCCUGGCUCCACUUGCCGCCCGCCCCCGGCGGUACUGGAGCGGGUGCUCCACGGUGCGGCAGCAGCGGCCACGGGCCUCUCCGCCCCGGAGACCGGUCACCGCGGUGGGCCCCGGCGUGGCACGAGCAGGACAAAGUGCAGCGCCGGGGGGAGCUGAGAAGCACGACCCGAGGAGCAGCGCCCCGCAACAGCCGCCAGCACGCGUGGGGGGGGAGCCCCCGCUGAGGGCCAGAGCUCGUCUGAGUGUGGCCGCGACUAGCCCGCGCGGGCAGCCCAAGGCUCCUGGCGGCGCUGACCCGCCCCUGGCAGCCGCGGCGCCUCCAGGCACAGCGAGCCCCUCCCGCGUGGGCGAGCCCCACUCGCGGCCGGCGGCCCUGCCCACGGCAGCCGCGGUAUCGCAGCCGGCCCGCCUGGCCUCCGAACAGGAAGAGGAACCACCUCGCCCGCCGCCUCCCCGCCCACGCGCGACGGGGGCAGAGCGGCGCGGCCCCUUUGAGAGCCCGGCUGGCGGCCCAGCCGCGCGCAGCGGGGAGCCGGGCGCCCCGGGCCGGCGGGGGCUCUCGCCCUGCGGGCGGCCGGGGCUCGCCAGCCCCGCCCGGGCCCCCAUGGCUCCUCCCGGCGCCUUCGGACACCUGAGCCUGGCGCUGGGCGCCGCCGUGGCCGCCCUGGGCUCGCUGCUCUUCAUCGCCUGGAGAACGUACUUCCCCGGCGGCGGCCGCUGGGGGGCGCGCUGGGGGCCGCCGCCGGCCGCGGGGCAGCUGGAUUUCUCCAUGCGGCAGGUCCUGGUGCUGGGCCUGGAGGGAGCUGGGAAGAGCAGCGUUCUCCACUACAUCUCCAGUGAGGCAGCCAAGGACCGCACAGCACCCACCCAGGGCUUCAACUCAGUCCAAGUGUACGCAGAAGGCUUCCAGAUCGACCUGCUGGAGCUCGGUGGCAGCCAGAACUUGCGAUUUUACUGGAACCACUACCUGAGUCAGGCCCACGUGCUGGUGUUCGUAGUGGACUCUUCAGACGGGCCACGCCUCCCUACAGCUCGACAGGAGCUGCAUUGGCUGCUGGCUGAGGAUCCUCGGUUGCCCUUGGUCGUCCUGGCCAACAAACAGGACAAGGGUGAUGCCCUGAGCAUAGCUGAGCUGCACCAGGAGCUGGCCCUGCACACGCUGAAUGGACAGAGGGAAUUCUUCCUGCUGCCCACGAGCGCCACUCACGCUGCGCUGGCCACUGCCACCAGCAUCCGGCGUGUGAAGAGUCUACUGGUGGAACUGCUCUCCCAGCUCUGAAGUGUUCUUCACGCUCUAGAGACGGGCAGGUUGGACUGACCCUGCUGCUGCUGGUCUUUGCCUGGAACUGAGGUGCUGGACUGGAGACUGCUGGCUCUGCACUGUCAGGGGCCAGAGCCGCUCUACUGCCAUGCUGCUAUCCCCCAUCGGGUUCUCUAUGCUCCCCUGGGGAGAUGCUGUGCAGUUACACCCCCUUGGGAUCUAUGCACGCUGCCCUCAGGACGCAGCGGCCCAGCCCAGUCAUGGAUCUCUGGUGAGAUGGGAGAACAGCCUUUGUCCCCAUGCAGCUCACGGACGGAGUCUCCCAUCUCUAGCUGGGGCACAGUGAUGUUUACACACAAUAUCCUCAAGCCCCCCAGUGACACUUAAAUUGACAAAUCUAAAUGAAGGAUACGUAGGCAGGCCCCCUGGGUGCUUCCUGGCACAGGGAGGGCAGGAGAUGGGGCAGAGGAGGGGCCAUAGGAGCUCCUGCAAUGAGGCUCUUCUCUGGCAGGCAGCAAUUGUCUUUCCAUGGUGCGAAGGGAGCAGAAUCCCUCAUGGGGCCAGGGCUCCUGCAGUGGGGUUAAUGGGGCUGCUGGUACCAUGCUGUCCCGUGGCCAGUUACUGCCCUCUGCUAGGGAGGAGUCUCCCCGGGCCCCACUCCUGUCUGCUCGCAGUUGCAAAGAGACAGCGGCUCUUUACAUGUACUGCUGCUGGGAAUGGGCCAGUCUGGCCAUGCAGGGGAGCCCACGUUCUCGGGGUGAGACUGGCCCCUCUGCUGGCAACGGGAGGAGGUGGCAUUUUUGUCUUGCUCUGCUCAUUGGAGCUGGCUAGCCAGGGUAGCUUCUGCCCAUGGAGGGACAGUUGCGGGCGGAGGCUGGGGAGAGUCCAGUUGGGGCAGCUUUUCUCCCCUGCCUCACAGGGACUCUUCCCUUCCCUUUAAAAAGCUUUGCAGGCAGGUGUCUCCCAUGGCUGUGAGCCACGACAGGUACCGGAGCCACAGUGAGGGGACACCUGUGCUGCUAACCCCCAGGAAAGGGGGAAGCUCCUGGAGUCAGUUGCUGCCCAAGCCGUCCGGCCUGCAGGGACAGAUGGGGUAGGUGCCUAAUAGACAGAGGUGCUGGUGCCAGUCCAGCCUCCAAGCAAAAGUCUGCAGUUGGUACAGGUACAUCCCUGCACUCACACCCACCCACGGUGAGGAAAGGCAGUUGAGGCUCCUACAGGCCUGUACUGGGUCCAUAUGCUGUGUCUGGAGCAAAGCUCCACUGGGAGAGUAAAUCACCCCCAGCAGCCGUGGCUGAAGCAUUCCUGAGCAGCCCCAGAAGUGGGGCAGAGAGCCCUGCCAGAGCAUGGGCUCGGAGUCCUUGAGAAGCAAGUGGGAGUGAGAGGUGCCUUGCUGGGAGACAAAGGAGGGGCAGGUGCCUGCUGUUACACAGGAAGGGUGCACCUGCCCAUUCCUGUCUCCAGCUGCCUAAGGGCCAGGUGCUUCCCUGGCUUGUAAUCACAGCCUGGGUGUGGAAGAGGCCAAGGGUAGGUUGGUCUGCCUGCCCCAUGCUCAGCAGGAGAUGGGUGUAGAAGGGGAGAGGGGUGUUUUCUAGAGCUCUUUAGGUGCUCCUUGGGGAGCAACUCUUCCCCAAGCCAAGUAGUUGCUCUGCUUCCUGCUACCCCCAUUCCUUCCCCUCUCCUUGUGUUAGGAGACGAGGCAGGGUGCGGGCAGAGGAGCUACAGGGCCCCCCAGCACUGGUGCAGCGCUACUUUAAUGCAUUCAGGCCAUUUGCUGCUGCCAACCCCAGGGCUGGAAUUGCAGAAGGACACAGGCAGGGGGAUCUUGUGCAGGCUGAGUGAGCAGAGCCUUCAGGGUCAGUAGCACUCAGGGCUGGCAGCUGCUCUGUUACCAAGGGGAUAAGCCUGAGCCUUGUGCAGUAAGUCCCUCCGUGCAGUACCACGGAAAAGCCCCUGGGAGGGGCAGGCAUUCUCUAGGGCCAGUGACAUUCAGCCUGAGGCAGGGGAACAACAAGUGGCUCUUUGCUGCUCCUGCUAUGAAAACACUGAUUUCAUUAACCAGUCAGGCUGCUUUUACUGUAUUAACCAAUUGUGGUUGAUAAAAAUACUUGGUCAGCCAUUUUGCUGUGAGAAUAAUCUAUACAAACUAAAUAUUUCCCCGUCACACUGUUUAAAUAUGACUAGUACAAUAGUAAAUGGAACGAUGAAUUCA